UCGUAUUGCGUGAAUGAGGCCAUAUAAUGAAUGCAGUCGCAAUAUGAUUGUGCAGAGUCGCUACGACGCAGUUGGAACUACUAAACGAGGACUCACUAAUGCUACAUAGAAUGAUACCCGACAUACCCUCCACUAUUCUUAUCUAAACCCCUUUGGAGACUAUAGUCGGAAUAUUAAAUGGGUAUGCUCCAAUCUCGAAGGCCAUGAAGUUUACGUCUUCUUGAAGACGCCAGUGGCCUAAGUAAGUGGCCUCGCCUGAGUCCUGCGAACCUACGAAGAGCUAAGUAAAUCAGUUGUGCUCUUCUAUUUAAAAUGGCAGUUGGUAAUGAGUCCGCGGAUCCCCUCGCAAAAGGUAUAUUCGCGACGGCGAAGCAAUCUUGGGGCGAUCUCUUCCGAUGGAAACAAAGGGUCAUUGUUACGAACGAGCUGGGCGAAUCUCACACGGAAUGGCAGUCCCCCGAGAAGCUUAGAAAUCCCAUCUCACUUUUGAUGCUUUUAAGCGCGAGGGAUUGGACUUACUUCCUUGUAGGUCUAUUCGCGUGGACUGCUGAUGCCUUCGACUUCCACGCCUUGGCGAUACAAACCGUCAAGCUAUCACACUACUACGAGCGUAGCAAGACUGACAUCACUACCGCCAUCACCUUAACACUGCUCUUGAGAUCUGUUGGUGCUGCCGUAUUUGGCCUCCUCGGCGAUCGGUUCGGUCGAAAAUGGCCAAUGGUCGGCAACUUGAUUUUUCUCGGUCUCUUGCAAAUUGCGACUAUCUACAGCGCCACGUUUCAGCAGUUCCUUGCUGUGCGAUCUCUUUUCGGCUUAUUUAUGGGGGGAGUGUAUGGCAAUGCCGUGGCCAUGGCUCUUGAGAACUGCCCGACAGAAUCACGUGGUCUAAUGAGUGGUAUACUGCAACAGGGUUACGCUCUUGGGUAUGUUCUUGCUGCGUGCGCGAAUCUAGGCGUUGGCGGUGGCACGGAUACCUGGAAGACCGUCUUCUGGGUUGCGUCUGGCCUUUCUAUCGGCGCUGGCCUCCUACGCUGUUUAUUCCCGGAGUCCAACCAGUUUAGAGAGGCGAAGGCUACCGGUCAUCACAUUUCAGCCGGUGACUUCUGGAAGGAAACUAAAUCGAUGCUCGCUAAGGAGUGGCGUAUGUGCGUAUACUGCAUUUUUCUGAUGACGUGGUUUAACUACUACGCACAUACUAGCCAGGAUAGCUAUACGACUUUCAUGCUAGAGUCAAAGGAGCUCCCCAACGAUGCUGCUACGCGUGCCAGUAUCCUCAUGAACACGGGAGCUUGUGUUGGCGGCACAAUUAUCGGCUACCUCUCUCAAUCUAUCGGCCGUCGUAGAGCCAUCGUUGGUGCCGCGCUUAUCAGCUGCUGUCUUGUUCCGGCCUGGAUCCUGCCCUCAGAAGAAUCAGGACUCUCUGCUUCUGGAUUCGCGAUUCAGUUCUUUGUACAGGGGGCCUGGGGCGUAGUCCCUAUUCACCUCAACGAAUUGUCACCGCCUGCCUACCGCUCUACCUUUCCAGGCCUCGCGUAUCAGCUAGGCAACUUAGUAUCUUCGCCAGCAGCCCAGAUCGUCAAUGCUAUUGCCGAGAACAAUUUUGUUACCAGCAAGAGCGGAAAGUUAGUCGAUGGGUACGGCCCAACUAUGGGAAUUGCGCUCGCAAUCGUCGCCGUCGGCAUUGCAGUAACAGCUGCGCUAGGUCCCGAGAAGUGUGGCAGAUCUUUCGAGCGCGCUGGGCCUGCUGGCGCAAACAUCUAUAUUGAUAUUGGGAAGGCUGUCGAUGCUGGAUCCAUUACGGAUUCCACCAAAAUUAUCGACGCAGAGAAAAUCGAAGUCUAAGUAGAGCUGGUACUGCUUGAAAUAAGUCAUGGGAGCUUUGGUUCUCCAAUACAAUAUAUAUAUCUCAUUAUACACCCAGGUUGCGAACAAAUAAUUUCAACAAGUACAUAAUUACAAUAUAAACUCCGUAGACAUAGAUCAAGUUCUUCCUUCCUAGAUACAAAUACAUUGCAUGAUUCUGUCUUGG
Molecule: messenger RNA, 2029 nt
Organism: Daldinia loculata
Lineage: Eukaryota; Fungi; Ascomycota; Sordariomycetes; Xylariales; Hypoxylaceae
Product: MFS general substrate transporter
Exons: 3
Coding region: 313-1842 (509 amino acids)
Biological process (GO): carboxylic acid transport; transmembrane transport
Cellular component (GO): plasma membrane
Molecular function (GO): carboxylic acid transmembrane transporter activity
Source: RefSeq, a predicted model, not a curated record